AUGGUCACCCUUGGACUUCCCUGGAAUGCUGACUCAACAAGUCGCAUUGUCCACCUGGCACAAGUUGUUUUGCAGUUCACUGCUGCUGUGAUUGCCAUCGCUCUCAAUGCCUCAGAUAUAGCAGCUGGCCCCACAAAUACAGGUGCUUCGGUCUACGCCAUCGCCAUCGGAUCUUUGUCCACCCUGACCGCGAUAUUGUUUGCCAUCGAUAUCCUCUUUCCGUUCCCUAGCCGGCUUUGGCUCCUAUGGGUCUUGUUUUGGCAAUGGGUUCUUACGUUUGCCUGGACAGGCGUGAUUGCGGCAUUUCGCGGGAGGUAUUUCGACAACCGAUCCACACAGAUUGAGGUUGCCGCUGGAUUCAACAUCGCCAACAUGCUGCUCUGGCUGACCGGCUCCGUCUUUGGCACCAUUACAAUGUGUUUCAGGAGGAAACUGGGUGGGAAAAAGCCGGAUGACCCGGGUUCUUCCCAUGAUCUCUCUGAGCGUCCCUGCUGA
Molecule: messenger RNA, 495 nt
Organism: Fonsecaea multimorphosa CBS 102226
Lineage: Eukaryota; Fungi; Ascomycota; Eurotiomycetes; Chaetothyriales; Herpotrichiellaceae
Exons: 2
Coding region: 1-495 (164 amino acids)
Source: RefSeq, a predicted model, not a curated record